UAGAGCUAACAAGGACUUCGGUACCUGUGGAUAUAAGUAGAACUUCCUGUACGAAUUCCGCCAUGUUGAGGGUCUGUGAGAAACUCCGUGAGGCGGACGCGAAGGGCAGGAGGUACGGACUAGCCCGUGCGGAGACAGGCUACCUCCGUGCCCUGGUGGACGCCGUGGCUGACAAGGACAGGCUGGCGGAAGUGGAGCUUCUCAAAAGUCUGGGCGACGUGAACUUGGAGAAGGGAAGACUCGAGAAGGAUGUAGGGAGGUUCAACAUGGCCUUGGCGCUUUACGUGGCUGCUAUGGUCCGGUGUGGCUAUCGGGAUCAGGGGGAUGGUAUAGAACACCGAUACGAAUACGCGGAGAGACUUUUACAAGGGGUGACGUCAAAGGGGUCACAGGGUCAGGAACCACAAACUGAAGACAAGGAGACGACUACACCUGCAAAGGUGGCUCUGAAGUUUCAAAACCUCGACAAGAAACGGGCUGCCGGUGGUAACACAGACUCCAUGCUGGUUGGAUACGCACAAUUAAUAGUAGAGGGAAUAGUAAACGAGAACAACAUGUUAGAAACAGAAGCGAUCAAAAGCCUCGGUGACGUGUACCUGAAAAGAGGAACAGAAACUAGAGACACUAGAAACUUGACCAGAGCUACUGCUCUGUACAACACGGCACUGACGCGGUGUAACAACGUUCAGGGAACAGUUGCCAUUGUCCACCGCUUGCUGUACACAGCAAAAAUCAGACAGGACAUCACCACAAAAAGCAUAAAGAAGUCAUCUCAAACAGAACGACAACAAGACGUGCAAAAACGAAAGGAUCACACCUCUCCCUUCUCAACUGCAAUCUCAAGUGACAACACUAAUGACCGAAUGCGCCGUCCACACAGUAUCCCGGAAGUACAAACAGUUGAAACCUCGACAGGAGUCAACGAUGACAUUGUAUACGAAGAACAUCUACAGGAUGGCUGCAGGGCCCUGCAGACUGGAGACCUGGACAAGGCAGAACAAAGUUUUGCAGCUGCGCUCAAGUCUGUUCAUAUCCAAGGUCAACACAUGGAAGAGGUAGAGACCCUGUACAUGUUAGGCAAAGUCUAUCUCAAGAGAGGAAUCCAGUCAAAGGACGGAGGCGACUUCACCAAAGCUGCAGCACUCUGUAAUGCAGCACUGGUAAGAUCGAGUAGAGAAGAUAUUGAGGAAGCAAUGAAGGAAAUAACUCAUGCAUUUGUUAAGGAAGUCCUAAAGAUCGAACAGAAGGUAGACAGUGAUGAUACAGAGAAACACAAAUUGAUGUUGAAGGCGGAUAGGGGCUAUGUACAAGAAGAGAUCGCAAGAAUUGAACAAGAAGUAGAUCCUUAUAGCCUUGAUGACGAGGACCCAAAGAUAAAAGAUGUCGAGAUUAAGAGAGUGGAAGCAAUCAAAGCAUUGUGUCAGACACUAGUUCAUCAGCGUGAAGUGUUCAUAGCUGGCCUUGUAGAUGAAUGCAUGGGGGUAAUGCGCCCCCCUCCCUGUAAGUACGCCAUGAUAGGUUUGGGUUCACAAGCCACAGGAUUGGUAACACCCUACUCUGAUCUGGAGUUUGCCCUUUUGGUAGAUAAGGAAACUGAAGAAAAUGUUAGUUAUUUCCGUAACCUCACACAUUAUCUGCAUCUGAAGGUGAUAAAUUUAGGUGAGACCAUCCUCCCUGCCAUGGCGAUUAAGUCUCUUAAUGAUUUCUACUCAGACGACCCGCUGCACAACUGGUUCUAUGACUCAGUAACACCGCGCGGUUUUGCGUUCGAUGGAGCCAUGCCACAUGCAUGCAAGACUCCCUUGGGCAGGGGUAGAAACAGCCGGGGAACAAGCGAACUCAUCCGCACACCAAGCAAUAUGACCAACGUUCUGAAAGAAGACCUUACUCUCCAUUUAAAGAAAGGCUACCAUCUUGCUAGUAUACUGGGAAAUGUGUCUUUUAUCACAGGAGACCAGGGAUUGGUAGAUGAGUACAGGUCGUUAUGGGCUCAGCAACUUCAAAACAAUAAUAGGAGUUUUUCUCGAGUCAUGGCAAACAAUUUACUGGGUGAAAAUAUAUCGACUUUUCAAACUCAGGCUCUCACAGCCGAACUGCGGAAUGUUAAGACAGAAAUAUAUCGGUUUUCAAGCCUUGCAGUGUCCUUUUUGGCACUACUUCAUAACAUACAACCGACUACAAUCUGGGAAACUAUCCAGCAGCUAAGAAACAGUGGAGUCAUCGAUAGUGAGAACUUACACCACCUGAUGGUGCUAGUCAGUAUAUCAGCAGAACUGAGGCUGCGGACAUACAUGAGCAAUCGUGGUCAGGUAGAAAACAUGUCAGUCUUAUGGUCAAUGUCGACCGUUACGGGUAUUGAAGAGAAAUUGCAGAAAGUGUUUUACAUCUCAAAUCCAAAACAACUCAUGAGAUAUUACUAUACAGAAAGACCCCUGAAGCACUUUUUAUCACAGUUGACCGACACUCGGUCGCUAAUAGAACCACCAAUUUUCUUUGACAAUUCUUCAGAGCUGAAAGCAAAGGGUUACGGCCAAAGGGACCUGCAGACGGGACAAGCUGUGGACAACAGGACUCUCUUCGGAGUCGGCUCCAUCUCCAAGUCCUUCACCUCAGCCCUGUUAGCGGCCAUUCAGGGACCAGUUCCGUACCGAAGAAGCAACCAUACGAGACCUCCUGGCCCACAAAACACCAUCGGGACAAAUUUGUGUCAGAAUGGCACCCUCGACGAGCACCGAAGCAAUGGCUACAGACGGGUUUAUCAUCGUGGAUCUAUGGUAGGCUUCACAUCUAUACUGUCCCUGUAUCCUUCCGCGUCAGGGGGCGUCUUCACCUCCAUGAACGGUCCAACCACAGCGGCCAAUGACAUCCAUGACGCCAUCCACUACCAGGUCGCAGAUAUUCUGACAGGAAAGGACCACUGGCUGAAUUCUACCACAGCCUGCACGUAUCCUGCACCUUGGUGGAAGUCACGACAGACCGGGCGCACAGCCGUCCCUAAAAUCUCGCCCAACUUCCCGCGAGACAAACGUGACUACGAGGGUGUCUACGGCAACCACGCGACAGGCAACAUGACGAUAACCCUGAACACGACCGACAACAAGUUAUACUUCAGUCUUGGUCUGAUCGGACAUGGUCUAGUUCUUCCUACUGAGUCAGCUAACCAAAUUCUCCUUCGGGCUGAAGAGCCUUUAGCGUAUAUCCCCACUAUUGUUGCCGAUGUACAAGUCAAAGGUGGCAACAUAUUCUCUUUAUCGCUACAAAGCUAUCCUCCCGAACCGCCUGUACUGUUCGGGCGAGGCCUGCAGCUGACAGACCCGGACCCUACAGAGCCGGGGUGGGACGACUUUACAGGUGUCUCCGGCUCUCCGGACCGCACAGCUUUGAGUAACACAUUCGCCUUCUUGCGCUUUCCACACCACCUGACCCUGAUUCUCGUUGUUGUCCCGGCUUGUGUCCUGGGUCAGUCCGCCUGUGACCGGCUGACUAUCUUCAGCAGGGCGGGCUGGGGUGCAGUCCCGGCAAAGUCCACCACCCCGCUCAGCCACCCGACCCGAAAGGCUGUGAUUCACCACAGUGACAUCUACUGGACGCACCUGUUCAACUGGGGAGGGUAG
Messenger RNA from Branchiostoma floridae (Florida lancelet), 3614 nucleotides. RefSeq lists its product as uncharacterized. Gene Ontology annotation, molecular function: protein binding. NCBI's taxonomy places the organism in Eukaryota, Metazoa, Chordata, Leptocardii, Amphioxiformes, Branchiostomatidae. Bases 63 to 3614 code for a protein of 1183 amino acids. The transcript has 9 exons. The record is from RefSeq and is a predicted model, not a curated record.